Molecule: messenger RNA, 2267 nt
Organism: Salvia hispanica
Lineage: Eukaryota; Viridiplantae; Streptophyta; Magnoliopsida; Lamiales; Lamiaceae
Source: RefSeq, a predicted model, not a curated record
CUGAAUCUUGCAACAAAUCUCUUAAGUGUGAAACCAUGGAUGGAGGUGCUGCUGCCAUCGAAGUUCUUCUCCAAAACCUGAUCAAUGUUUUGAAGGAAGAGUAUUUUCUACUCCACGGUCUCGACGAAGAUGCCCAGCAGCUUCAGACGACUUUGGGCAUGAUUCAAGCCUAUUUGAAUGAUGCAGAGAAGAAAUUCAUCACCCAAGAUGCUGUCAAAUUCUGGUUGAGGAAGCUUGAAGCUCUAGCUUUCGAUGCUGAUAAUGUCUUGGACGAACUCAGCUAUACUCUUCUCCAAAAACAAGUUAAGAAAAUGAAGACACCCACAGCCAAGGAUAAGGCACUAUCAUGCUUCUCAUUGUGCAAAAGCAUUGCGCGUCGGCAUAAUAUGGCUCACACUAUCAAAAAAAUCAAUGCGGAGUUUGAGUCUAUGAACAAAAAGGCAACAGAUCUUGGCCUUCAAAGCGCACUUCAGAAUGCACCUGCUGCUGCUGCUGAAACUUCCAAUGAGACAGAUUCGAUCAGUCGUGAUCCGAUCUUUAUUGGAAGAGAUGAUGACGUGCCUAAACUAGUUCACAUGCUGACACAUAUCCCUGAUGAUCGGCCCUUCUCCAUCGCUGCUCUUGUCGGAAUGGGGGGUAUGGGGAAGACUACGUUGACCAAGAAAGUCUUCAAUCAUGAAAGCAUAAAGGCUCGAUUCGGAUCACUUAUUUGGGUUCAUGUUUCUCAAACUUUUGAUCCAAUUAGUCUCUUCAACAAGAUCUAUUCAACGUUGACUUCAAAAACUUGUGAUAGAGGUGAUAUCAAGGAAGUUAUCCUGAAAAAUCUUCAAGAAGCUCUCAAUGCUAAAACUUAUCUUCUUGUUCUUGAUGAUAUGUGGAACGAAGAUGUUUUGAAAUGGAAAGACUUUAAGAAUUCCAUAGAGGGAGUUACCUCUUCCAAGGGAAAUGGCAUUAUCAUCACUACCAGGAAGGAAAAUGUUGCUUCAAUUGCUGAGCCAUUUCAUGUUCAUCCUUUAAAAGGCUUAUCAGAUAAUGAUUGUUGGUCCAUUAUCAAAGCAAAUGCUUGUGAUGGAAAUGGAGAAGUUUUAUCACAAUUUGAGAAUAUUGGAAGAGAGAUUGCAACAAGAUGUCAUGGUUUGCCCUUAGCUGCCAAUGUAGUUGGGGGUGUGCUUCGCCGCUGCAAGUCCGAACAAGAGUGGCGUUCCAUCAAAGAAAAUUGGCUCUCGGAUGAUGAAGGAGAAAACAUCUUAAAUAUAUUGAAACUGAGUUAUAAUCAUUUGCCUUCACCAUCACUCAAGAAGUGUUUUGCGUAUUGCUCGAUUUUCCCCAAAGGUCAAGAAAUCAACAAGGAAGAGCUGAUUGAACUAUGGAUGGCAGAAGGGUUUCUUCAACCAAGCCAAAAAGAAGGUAUGGAGUCUGUGGGCAGUAUGUUUAUAAAUGAGCUGCUACAGACAUCUUUGUUGCAAGUUGCAUACAUGGAUGAGUAUGGAAAUGUGGCAGGUUGCGCGAUGCACGAUCUCGUGCAUGAUCUUGCUUCUUCUGUUUUAUCUAAUAAUACAGAUAUCAACACCCCAGUUCGAUACAUGUUUAUCGAAAAAGAAUCAAUCCAUAUUCCGGAACAAGAGGCCAAGCAUUUACGAACAUUACUCUUGGAAGGUGAAACUUCUGGUACACUGUUCUCAAACUUCAAAUGUCUGCGCAAUCUAACUCUCGCUGGUGAAAGCUAUGAAGAGUUGGCCGAUUCAAUUAGGGACUUGGUACAUUUGAGAAAUCUUAAUAUAUCAAGUACAAACAUUAAUAGCUUGCCGGAGUGGAUUGGUGAACUCCAUCACUUGCAAAUAUUGAGAGCAGAAUUAGGGGAAUUAGAGAAACUGCCAAGUACAUUGAAGUACUUGAUUAACUUAAGACAUCUUUAUAUAUGGGAGUGUACAAAGUUACCGGCGGAGAUUGGGAAGUUAACUAGUCUACAAACACUACCACACUUUGAAGUGGGCAUAGAGAAGGGCUACCAAAUUGAAGAGCUUGGAAGUUUGAAAAAUCUCAAAGGAUCACUAAAGAUUCAACAUCUUGAAAGGGUGUAUGACAAGGAAGAUGCUAUGAAAGCAAAUAUGUAUCAGAAGUCAAACUUGUCUAAAUUGGUGUUAGAAUGGAAUGAGGAUAGUGACACUGACAGAAAUGAUGAGAGUGUGUUGGAAGGCCUUCAACCGCAUGCAAAUCUGAAGAUAUUGAAGAUUAUAGGAUUCAAAGGAAAAACAUUUCCAACAUGA